Branchiostoma floridae (Florida lancelet) is the source of this 6299-nucleotide messenger RNA. RefSeq lists its product as uncharacterized. Lineage: Eukaryota; Metazoa; Chordata; Leptocardii; Amphioxiformes; Branchiostomatidae. Bases 101 to 5602 code for a protein of 1833 amino acids. The transcript has a single exon. The record is from RefSeq and is a predicted model, not a curated record.
GGCUGUCUGCCCAAGAGAAGGGACAAUGAGAUCUUAAAAGCCCAACAUUUUUGCAGAUACAUUCUACUGGGUGAAAAAUCCACUUGCUUUAAGCCAAGUAAUGCCACAACUGAUGAAAGUGAUGAUGCCCACAAUGCAGGCACAUGCGGAGAAGGGAAGGAUGGAGCACCAGACAGCAGGUCGUAAGGAGCAGGAGUGGCUGAGUGCAGGAGCAAAGGAACAGGAAUACUUCUCAGAUCGACAUAAAAGAUUACUUUGGCAUCUACAGUCAAAACAAGCUAAAGGCCAGCAUAUGUCCAAGAAGGAGCUGAAUUCAUUAAAGUGGCUGAAGAAGCGGCAGCGGAGAGCAACCCAGAUGGAACGACAGAAGUUGCAAGUACAGGAGCAGCGAAGUACUCGGAGCAGAAAGGACCAGCGUCAAAGUGAGGAGAGGAGAGGAAUGAAGCGAGGGAGCAGGGAGCGAUACCUUCCAGACCAAAGGAAAGUUUCCAAACAGUCACCAAGUCGGCAGGUGGCGAGAUUAGAACGGGUUGGGGGGCAGCAGCGGAAAAGGCGUGAUAGUGGCCGAGAGGAGCAGCAGCCAGUUGAAGAUGGACAAUCUGAGGCAAGACACAGCAAGUCUCACCAGUUGGCCGUUGAUGUCGAGAAAAUGCUGCUGCAGAAAGAGUGGGAGCGUCUAGCGGGGGAGAGAAAGGCAUUAGACUACGAGCUGGCUCUGCGAGAGGCAGCCGUCCAGGAACACGUCUUCCAGAUGCAGCACGCUGUCUACACCCACAAGGUCACACGGGAGGUCACACAGGUUACCCAGCAUUCCAAACACCUCCCCCUGGAGGCUGGUACCCAUGGCGACCACAGUGAGCAGCUGAUGUCAGCCAAUCAUGACGUGGAUUACAGACAUGUUCAGGUGACGUCAGAGAGCAGCAGCCUGAGUGGCGACAGGAGCCAUAAGCAUUUCCCAGGAGACCCUCACCUUGAUGACAGAAGUCUACUCCCGUAUGACCACAAGCGUUUACACGGAGAUCCUGUCCUUGACGACAGAAGUCUAAUCCCGUAUGACCAAGACCACGGGCGUUUCCACACAGACCUCCUCCAUGGCGACAGUUCCUUAAUGUGCCCUGAUGACACGGCACCACGCGAUUGGUCACCUGAAAGAGAUGCAAAGAUUCCGUACUACAGGCGGCAGCCCCAGUACGAGGAGGAUUGGCAGGGGAGAAGCUACUCCUUUAAAAGUGAUGAGGAAGAUGAGUUCCUCCAUGAUCCAUACAGGAGAGAUGCUUUAGCAGACCGAUAUGGAGAACCGUACAGACCCAAGCAGGCUGUAGGAAGUUACAGAGAUGACCCACCCUUCCUUGUGCCUGGGUCACUGCCCUACGAUAACUCUGUCUUUUCAGCUGAACCUCCCCCAGACAUACGUGAUGCUCCGUACAUCAGGAACGAUAGAAGGCAGGAACAGACACUCCGACAAGCCAGUCACGUUGACUUCGUCAGGAGUUUGCAACCGGGCCAGAGUCCUUACUAUGACCUAGACGAAUUUGGUUGGCCGGUUGCCCCUUCACCACAUGAAGGGUAUAAGAGUCCACCUGUCGUCCCAGGUUUCCAUGGCAACCUUCGCCAUGGCAACCGUCAGUCUCAAGGCCACAGCCAAAUGCCCGGCAAGAUGAAGAACAAAGCAGGCAAAAGGAAUAAAAGUCGCAGAGAUCAACAUAGAAAUCCCAGAUCCAACAGUCAGAGUUGGGGCAGAGAUCCAAGAUCCAACAGUCAGAAUCAGGGGAGAGAUCCAAGAUCCAACAGUCAGGGUAGAGAUCACAGAUCCAGCAGUCAGAGUUUCGAUAGAGAUCACAGAUCCAACAGUCAGAGUUUUGACACAAAUCAAAGGUCCAACAACCGAAGAGAAGAUCAGAGAUCCAGCAGUGAAAGCCAAUGGGAAAGAAAUAACAGAUCCAGCAGAAGAGGCCAGGGUAGGGAUCACAGAUCCAGAAGCCAGAGUCGGGGUAGAGAUUCCAGAUCCAACAGUCAGAGUCAGGGGAGAGAUUCCAGAUCCAACAGUCAGAGUCAGAGUAGAGAUUCCAGAUCCAACAGCCAGAGUCAGGGUAGAGAUUCCAGAUCCAACAGUCAGGGCCAGGGUAUCAGUGGUGAUCACAGUUCCAUUAGUCAGAGGCAGGGAGGUCACAGAUUCACUCAGAGUUUUGAUCCUGGUCAGUCAAGGGAUCGUUCUCAAUACAACUCGCAGCCCGGCCAAAACAACAUCCAACAAAAACCAGCACAAACUGGCAGAAACAGCCAAAACAGUGCAAAGCGACAGAGAAGCGGCAGUCCAAGUCCCAGAGGAACCAAAAAGGGGCCAGGAGAGAUGGGAGCCCCCAAAUGUCCCCCCAAACAACAGCAGACUGUAGAUACCCAGAUGUGGCCCCUACAGGCCCCUGGUACUGUGAUGCAGCAAAAUGUUCAAAUCCCAAACAGCCAGGCCAUGCAGUCUCAGGACUUUGGUCUAAUCCAGGACAACCAGACCAUGCAGUCUCAGGACUUUGGUCAAAUCCAGGACAACCAGACCAUGCAGUCUCAGGACUUUGGUCAAAUCCAGGACAACCAGACCAUGCAGUCUCAGGACUUUGGUCAAAUCCAGGACAACCAGACCAUGCAGUCUCAGGACUUUGGUCAAAUCCAGGACAACCAGACCAUGCAGUCUCAGGACUUUGGUCAAAUCCAGGACAACCAGACCAUGCAGUCUCAGGACUUUGGUCAAAUCCAGGACAACCAGACCAUGCAGUCUCAGGACUUUGGUCAAAUCCAGGAUAACCAGACCAUGCAGUCUCAAGUCUUUGGUCAACUCCCAACCAAAGAGGCCACCAGACCACAAGAGAUAAGCCAAAGAGUCCAAUCCUCUUGGCAUGAUGACUGUUUGGAAGGAGACUUCUUAGACUUUGGGAAGGAAAGUGCUGUCUCUUUCCAAGGCAGCAUCCAGCAGACUGUUCUGCCAGCUGCUUCUGCCACACGAGAGACCAGCACCUUUUCUGGUGGGGAUGUCGGACUCCUUUCCCCCACUGGGAAGACAACUGAUAGGCCAGAAUCAGAGCAAGUGGCAUGCCUGCCCCCCGUGGUGAUUCCCCCUGGUUUGAGCUUCACAGAGAAACUGCUUGUCGUGGUAGAAACCUUCGGCCCCAUCACAAAGCAGGAAGUGCAGAAAAGACUCCCCAAGUUUGAGUUGGAGGUGAAGAAAGAGGUAGUAAACAGGAGGAGGACCUACGAUGAUCUACUGAUAGACCAAUUGGGCGACAGCAUUCCAGAACAACAUCGCUGGAAGCUCAAGUUGCUGCGCAGAAUCAUUGUUGACACCAUGUCCCAGACAACCCCAGAAGGAAGAGAAAAAGUCUCGUGGCUGUGCCACCAGUUGUUGCCCCAGGAGGGGAUAGAACUCACAGAUGAGGUUUUGAAAGCGCUGAUGGCUAAGAGAAUGUUGGUGAAUCCGCUCCUGAAGCCGAUGGUCAUUACAGGAAUGGGAGCAGGGAUAGGGACUACAGCUAAGAGAAGCAGGAAGUCAGUGGUUACGGCCUACCUGCAGCAGCAGGGCAUACGUCCCACCGAGGAGACGGUUCGUGACAUAGUGCAGAAUGAGCAGAUGGUAGACAAGAUCUUGAAAACACUAGGCCAUCAACAACAGCUCUUUGGGGCAGAGGCAGAGGCAUCACAGGACACACACCAGGGCGCAGGUGUGUCACAGGGCACACACAAGGACACACUACUGGGUGCAACAGUAAACACAGCUGUAAGUCAGGCAGGUAUUCUGCCCUCUGAAGGAAAUGCAGCUUUGUCCUCAAACAGGGAAUCACAGCCACUGCCCUGUUUGUCCUCAGAAAGAACUGGGCCUGAGUGCAUGCCAAACGAAGAAAAAGGAGGAAACACAGCUUUGUCCUCAAACCGGGAAUCACAGUCACUGCCUGGUCCGUCCUCAGAAAGAAAAGGGCCCAAAAAAGGGCCUAGGCGGAUGCCAAACGAAGAAAGAGGAGGAACCUUAAUCUUAACGCCAUUUGCUCAAAAGUUGGCUGCUUUUGUGGAAAAAACUUACGGGAAAGAAAAGAAGAUAAAGAUUGUCAACAGGAUCAACACGUUUGAAGAGGAGCUGAAGGGAAACGCUGAAUUUUUCUGGAAACGCGGACAGAAUAACGACAAGAUGAUCGAGCAGCUUGCAGAGCGCCUGCAACUACCUCAUGGGUCUGUCUGGAAACUCCAACUCUUACGGAGAGUUAGCGUAGACUGUCUGCCCAAGAAAACCGUGCCCGCGAGGGAAAGAAUCCUGGAGAUGUGCCAGCAUGUUCUGUUUGAUGAAGGUAUCAAGGUUACAGAUGAGAUUUUCAAAGUCAUCCUUGCAAUAGUACCGAGACACCUUCAGGGAUCUUUGGCGACGACGACUAGAGACCCAACAUCAUCUGUGGCAAGCAUUCGGGAAUCUUCGGGAUUGACGUCUGGAAAACCGACAUCAUUUGUGGAGAAUCUUCGGGAAUCUUCAGGAAUGACGUCUGGAAACCCAACACCGUUUGUGGAGAACCUUCGAGAAUCUUCAGGAAUGACGACUGGAUACCCGAUACCGUUUGCGGAAGAGACGCUCGAGAUUGUACCAAGUACCUCCACAGGGGGUAACAUGGCUUUGCCCUCUAAUAGGGAACCACAGUCACUGCCCAGUUCAUCCUUACAAGGACCUAUUUAUGAUGGGCCGAUGCCAAAAGAAUUAAGAGGAGGAACUUUAAUCUUAACGCCAUUUGCUCAGAAGUUGGUUGCUUUUGUGAAAAAAACUUACGGGAAGAAGAUAGAAACAAGGGUUGUCGAUAGGAUCAACACGUUUGAAGAGGAGCGGAAGGGGAACCCUGAUUUUUUCUGGACACGCAUACAGAAUAACGACAUGGUAAUCAAACAGAUAGCAGAGCGCAGGAAUUUACCUCCUGAGUCUUUCUGGAAACUCCAACUCUUACGAAGAGUCACGAUGGACUGUCUGCCCAAGACAAACCUGCCGCAGAGAGUCCUUCAGAUGUGUCAGCAUCUUCUGUUCAACGAAGGUGUAGCGGUUACGGAUGAGAUUUUCAAAGUCAUUGUCACCAGAAUAUCGAAAAACCCUCAGCCACCGACACCAUUUGUGGAGAACCUCCAGGAUUCUUCGGCAAUGACGACUGGAUACUCGAUACCGUUUGUGAAGGGAGAGAUGCUCCGGACGGUACCAAGUACUUCCACAGGGGGGCAGUCUUCAAGUACCUCCACAGGGGGGCAGUCUUCUGUGCCGAACACCCAUAGCCAGACAUUAGAGCAGGUUUCAGAUAAACAUCAGAUGGUCGUGGCGUACCUGAUGAGCAUGGGUGUGCAUGUGACAACCGAGGCUGUGGAAGGGAUACUGCAGAACCAACAGGCUCUAGACAGCAUCGAGAGGAUCUUCUGGACCCCCAUUCAGGACCGUCAACUGGUGCAGGAGUACCUACAAAUGAUAAACAUCCCCGUCACUCCCGAUGCUGUCAACAAGAUAAUGGAGAAUCCAGAACUGAUGCGGAGGAUUAAGAACACACUCGGGGCCCCAGGGGCUAAUGUCGGGCCCCCGGGGACUAGCCGAGGGGGUCAGUAACAGCCUUUGGUCUCACAGGGCCAACUUAGGAGGGACUCACAGAGCCAGCUGACCUAGGGUAAAUCUUGGAACAUGCUACUUUUGUUGACCAAUUUUGUUACCAGAAAAGGAGAGACAUUAGAUGAAAUACUCUUUAGAUACCACAGGACUUGAGUAAUAUCUCAAUGUGAUCAAUUGUAGUCUCUGAGUGGAACGUUAUGCUUUAAGGAAGGUAGCCCAUUUUUGUCAUGUAGUUUCAUUCUAAGUUUACAUUUUCAGGAUGGUUUGAAUUAUGUUUUGAAGUUCAACAUCAGAUCAAUGUGAAGUUAUGUUGUCUGGACUUCAAGGAAAUAUUAAGAACUAGUGAUAUAUUUUGUUCUGUACUUUUCACUUCUGUCACUAAUCUGCUGUUACUAGGACUUUCAAUGAGAAGUAGAUUUAUAUAUAGAAUGAGAUGUACGUAUUCUUGAAUCGGUUUAUAUAUGACUACAAAAAUGAGGCUGCCAGAUUUUGUUUCAAUUUAUUUUUACUUAGUUUGCAUUACAGUUCGAAUUUUGCAUUUAAUACUUUACAGAUAUGUUAUGCGAGAUGUAAAAACAUUUACAAACCAGUUUUCAAUGAAGAUUUGGCACUCAUGAUGUCAAAGACAUGCUGAUUCUUGUUGCUAGAUUGGAAUAGAUUUGUUGUAAAAAGGCAUUAAAGUCACAGAGAAAGUAAA